Messenger RNA from Cynara cardunculus var. scolymus (artichoke), 1519 nucleotides. RefSeq names its product RHOMBOID-like protein 2. Gene Ontology annotation, molecular function: serine-type endopeptidase activity. Gene Ontology annotation, biological process: proteolysis. Lineage: Eukaryota; Viridiplantae; Streptophyta; Magnoliopsida; Asterales; Asteraceae. The coding region runs from base 285 to 1289 and encodes 334 amino acids. The transcript has 5 exons. Gene Ontology annotation, cellular component: membrane. The record is from RefSeq and is a predicted model, not a curated record.
CCAAAUACGGCAAAACAUAUCAUAUUCUAUCCAAAUUACAUCACCUUUCACUUUACUCUAUAAAACGAAAAUGGUGUUAGCAAAUGGACAAUUAGGUAUUGAUUUACGCGGAUUACCAGCGGAUCACCUAACGUGAAAUCGACAGAUAAGCAACCGACUCCAUCCACCAUUUCCAUUUGCCUUCGUUUCCGCGUAUUCAUACUCUUCUAUAUUUACUUCCAACUUCUUACUUCAUAACAAGAUCAUUUCAAGGAAAGAAAUUGGGUUCUACACAAGAAAAAACCAUGGGUAAUGGAGAUCUAGAGAGCAGGGGAAGCAUAAAGAGCAGAGGUGCACAACCACCGGGGCCGCCGCCGGCGUAUUACACGUCGUCUUCUCCGUUCCACACUGAAUCGUCGGAGAAACAAUGGACCUCGUGGCUGGUUCCGAUGAUUGUUGUUGCAAAUGUGGCCAUGUUUAUUGUCGUCAUGAUUGUUAACGAUUGUCCUAAGAACCAUAAUUCGAGUCUCGAGGGGGAUUGUGUUGCUAAAUUUCUUGGUAGAUUCUCGUUUCAGCCUCUUAAAGAGAAUCCCCUUUUUGGUCCUUCUUCUUCUACAUUGGAGAAGUUGGGAGCUCUAGAGCGGAAUAAGGUGGUCGAUGAUCAUCAAGCAUGGAGACUAGUUUCGUGUAUUUGGUUGCACGCCGGAGUUGUUCAUUUACUUGCAAACAUGUUGAGCUUGGUUUUCAUUGGGAUUCGCCUCGAGCAACAAUUCGGUUUUGUUCGAGUUGGGUUGCUGUACAUGGUGGCCGGGAUCGGUGGGAGCAUAUUAUCAGCACUUUUUAUAACAAGUAAUAUUUCCGUUGGCGCUUCUGGUGCACUUUUCGGACUUCUUGGAGCAAUGUUAUCGGAACUUCUUACCAAUUGGACUAUUUAUGCUAACAAGGCCGCAGCGUUGUUUACACUCGUGAUCAUCAUCUUGGUGAACUUGGCUGUCGGAAUGCUUCCACACGUUGACAAUUUUGCACAUAUCGGAGGCUUUUUAUCGGGUUUCCUUCUUGGGUUUGUACUGCUUAUCCGUCCCCAAUUCUCUUGGCAAGAACGCCGCAAUCUUCCUGUUGAUGCUCGUGGCAAAUCCAAGUUCACCGUCUAUCAAUACGUUUUUUGGCUCGUAUCCAUGAUUUUAUUGAUUGUCGGAUUUACCGUGGGACUGGUAAUGCUUUUUAGGGGAGAAAAUGGCAACGAUCAUUGCAGCUGGUGCCAUUACUUAAGCUGUGUUCCGACUUCGAGAUGGCGAUGCGAUAACCGGUGAAGAGCAAUCGACGAUAUUGAUUGUUAAUAUGUUUAAAACUUUGAUUUGUACUUUUUAUUUUAUUUUUGGUUGUGUAAAUUGGUAUUUUUGAGAUGUAGUUAGGAUAUGAUAUUUGGUUGUACAUUUAUAAACUCUGAAAAUACGGAAUUGUAAUCACCGGUAUAUAUAUUUGGGAUCGGGUUUUGUAACGUUUUAUAGAAAUUUUAAGGUCUGUUUGGUUUGCAGGAUUA